Messenger RNA from Quercus lobata, 3762 nucleotides. Its product is annotated as TMV resistance protein N-like. Bases 1 to 3048 code for a protein of 1015 amino acids. Gene Ontology annotation, molecular function: ATP hydrolysis activity; ADP binding. The transcript is spliced from 7 exons. The record is from RefSeq and is a predicted model, not a curated record. Lineage: Eukaryota; Viridiplantae; Streptophyta; Magnoliopsida; Fagales; Fagaceae. Gene Ontology annotation, biological process: signal transduction; defense response.
AUGAAUUCUUUGACCCAUGUCCGCUUAUCUACUCCACUGCAUACCCAGCGUUAUUUCAAGAGGCUUUUUGAGCUUUUCUCAAUCACACCUCAAUUUCCUAAAUCACUCGCUCACAGUUCAAGCACAUCCAAUUCCUUCAUGGCUUCAAUUCCUUCUUCUUCUUCUUCUUCUUCUUAUUCUUCUUGUUCUUCUUCUUAUUCUUCUUCUUGUUCUUCUUCUUAUUCUUCUUCUUCUUCUACCUAUGGAUCGAAACACGAUGUCUUCAUCAGUUUCAGAGGGGAGGACACCCGCAAAAAAUUCACAGACCAUCUGUAUGCUGGUUUGGAACAAAAAGGCAUAUCCACUUUUAGGGACGAUGAAAAUCUCGAGCGGGGAACACAUAUUGGCCCAGGGCUAUUCAAAGCAAUAGAAGAAUCAAUGUUUGCUGUUGUAAUUCUCUCAAGCGAAUAUGCAUCUUCAAGGUGGUGCUUGAUUGAACUAGCAAAGAUUAUUGAUUGCAUGAAAAAUACAGGGUUAAUAGUGCUGCCAGUUUUCCACUACGUGGAUCCAAGUGAUGUGAGAAAUCAAAGGGAGAUUUAUGCCGAAGCCUUUAAGAAACAUGAAGAGCAUUUCAAAGAUAGCAACGAAGAAGAUGUGUACAUGUGGAAAGUUGCUUUGACAAAAGUAGCUAAUAUUUCUGGAUGGGAUUUACGGGAUAGGCAUGAAUCAAAAGUUAUCCAAGAAAUCGUUGGAACGAUAUCUAGUGAAUUGAAUCGUAGAUUCUCAAAGACUAUUUCUAAAGACCUUGUUGGAAUAGACUCCCGUGCGGAGGAAAUGUUGGAUUAUUAUUUGUGUGAAGGGUUGGGUGGUGUUCGCUUUGUUGGGAUUUGGGGGAUGGGUGGGAUAGGUAAAACAACUCUUGCACAAGAAAUUUAUAGAAGAAUUUCUAGUAACUUUGAAACUAGCAGUUUUAUUGCUAAUGUUAGAGAAGAAACUCAAAAUCAAGGUUUAGUUUCAUUGCAGAAACAACUUCUCUCUGAGAUCCUCGUGCAAAGCAAAAUAAGGAUAUCAAACGUUCGUGAGGGAAUCAAUGUUAUAGGGAAUAGACUACGUGAUAAAAAGGUUCUUAUUGUUCUUGAUGAUGUGGAUCAAGAAGAACAACUAGAAGCACUAGCAGGGAAACAUGAUUGGUUUGGUCUUGGAAGUAGAAUUAUUUUAACAAGUAGAGAUAGACAUUUGUUAAGAAGAAGAUGUGGAGUGGAUGAUAUAUAUGCAAUUAGAGGGUUGAGUGAUUAUGAAGCUUUGUUGCUUUUUAGUUGGAGAGCUUUCAAGAAAUCCCAUCUUAAUAAAGAAGAUUAUGUGAAGCUAUCUAAGGAUUUUGUGAAUUAUUCUAGUGGUCAUCCUUUAGUUAUUACAGUUGUAGGUGCUUCGUUGUUUGCUAAAGGAAUAGAUGAAUGGAAAACUGCUCUAGAUAAACUAAAAGAAACAUCUGACCACAUUUUAGAUGCACUUAAAAUGAGUUUUGAUGAGUUGAUUAAUAUACAAAAAGAAUUGUUUUUGGAUAUUGCAUGUUUUUUCAAGGGAGAGAACAUCAAUCGCAUAAGAGAUAUACUAACAACUUUUGGUUACUAUCCAGACUAUAAUAUUGAUGUUCUUAUAGACCGAUCUCUUAUAACCAUUGAUGCAUGGGGAACUUUGUGGAUGCAUGAUUUGCUACAAAACAUGGGUCAAGAAAUUGUUCGUCGUGAAUGUCCUAAAGAUCCUAGUAGACGUAGUAGGUUGUGGCUUUAUGAGGAUGUCUUACAUGUAUUGAAGAAUAAUACUGGGACAGAGUUAAUUCAAGGCAUAGUUCUCAAAGAACAUGUUCAUAAAACGGAACGAUUGAAUGUUGAAUCCUUAUCAAAGAUGAAAAAUUUGAGAAUGCUUAAGAUUCAAGAUGUGCUCCUCCCAAACCACCUCAAUUAUCUUUCUAAUGAGAUAUGCAUUAUAGAAUGGCAUAGAUGUCCUUUAAAUUCUAUGCCAGCCAAUUUCCAACCAAAUAAACUUGUUGAAUUGAAAAUGCAUUGCAGCGCCAUCAUUCAACUAUGGAAAGGAAUUGUGACUUUAGACAAGUUAAAGCUCAUUGAUCUGAGUGAUUCUCAAAAGUUGAUCGAGACCCCAGAUUUCAGUGGAGCCCCAAAUCUUAAGCAUUUGAUUCUUCGACGUUGUACAAGAUUGUAUAAGAUUCAUGCAUCUAUCAGAAAUCUCAGAUGGCUUAUUCAAUUGGAUUUAAAUGGUUGCAAAUGUCUUCAAAUCCUUCCACCCAAGAUCAGCUUGGAAUCUCUUGAGGUUUUUGAUCUUUCUGGUUGUUCAAGACUGAAGAAGUUUCCAGAGAUUGUGGGAGAUAUGUCAUGUUUAUCGAAACUUGAUUUGGACAAAACUGCUAUAAAAGAAUUACCAAUAUCAGUGCAGAAUUUAACCAACCUCACUUUUUUGAGUCUAAAAGACUGCAAGAAUCUUUCAAGUCUUGGUGUUUGUUGCAAUUGGAAUUUUUUAAAAACUCUUGCUCUAUCCGGUUGUUCAAAAUUGAAGAAGUUUCCAGAAAUUGUGGAAAAUAUGUCACAUUUGACAGAAUUAUAUUUGAAUGAGACUGCUAUAGAAGAGUUGCCAUCAUCAUUAGAGCAUUUAACUGGCCUUACUUUUUUGAGUCUAAGAAAUUGCAAGAAUCUUUCAAGUCUUACGGAUGCUAUUUGUACAAUGAUAUCUCUAAAAAUUCUCAUCUUAUCUGGUUGCUCAAAACUUGACGAACUACCUGAGAACUUGGGGAAUCUUGAAGGUCUGGAAGUGUUAGAUGUGAGUGGAACAGCUAUAAAAGCGCUACCUACCUCUGUUGUUUCCUUAAAAAAUCUCAGAGUAAUAUCUCUGCGCUUACUCUGUAGAUGUGAAGGGCUAUCAUCUAAAUCAAUGAAUAAGCGUCUCAGUUUUCUUUUAUUCCUCGGUUUUCUUUUAUUGCUUGUCGUCUUUCAUAUACUUCUAUCUGGAAGGAAAUACUUUUGUUUGCCGCCCAAAAAUUAUUGUUCAGCUAUCUGAUCUACGAGAACCUUUUUUUGAAAUAUUGCCCAAGUCUUCGAUCAUUGCAAGAGCUUCUAUUAAAUACGGCAUAUUGAUGCAACAGACUGUAUAUCACUGGAAACUUUAUCAGUGAGACCUGAAGAUGAUUUUCAGCCAACUCCUUGUCUUUUCAAUUGCGUAAUUGAGAAUCAAGGCUACGAUAACAUGUUAACAACUGAACAUUGCUAAGACAUUAUGUCAUUAAUGACCAGGUAUAUGGUGUUGACAUUCCUGUAAGUGAAAUUCUGAAAUUGUUUAGCCACCAAAAUGUGUAGACAUACCACACCAAAGAGGAUACGACUCCCUAAUCUAAUUGAUAGACUCAUUCCAUGUUUCAGAAUUUGGAUUGAGAAUUCAAGCACACAAGACAAGGUGACUCUGUUUGCAAGGAAGAGAAGUCCCAGUGAAAUUGGUAGCUUUGAUGAAUCUGCAAGGCUGAUACACUAUUUUUCUCUAUUUUAUUUUGAAUGGUGCUUACCCCAAGGCUUGUAGGACUUGCAAAAGGAUUUUGCUCUCGGAUUGUAUUAGAGCAUGCUGCUCCUAUUGCGAAUGAUAUGGUGGCUGCAGAUCCCUCUUCUACAGUGGUGCAUUCUUUGAGAAGGAAUUAAUCAAGAAUGGAAAUCCUUAAUAUUCAUGCUGCUGGCCAAACACGGUGAAAUUGACUAUGAAGCUGUUGUAAAGCUUGCAGAGGUU